AUGCGGACAACGCUCGCACAAGCUAGGCCUGAUUUGCGUUUAGCAAUAUCGCUGUGGUACGCGAGUCGCUGUGGGUUGUCGCUCUCCCGAGACAUUCCCGAUAAUUUCUCGCGGGCGCAGGGGGGUCGGAGUCUAGAAAAAGCUCCGCUAACGCUCCGCUUUAAUAAAUGGGAUAGUUCUCGACGAGGCAGAGAUGAAGAGACCAUUCCCGCACUGUGCCCAGAGGGAGGAGUCGUGUAUUUCAUCAGCACAUUGUGGCAUGGCGGCGGUGCCAAUGUGUCCGACCGUCCACGACAAAGCGCAACAGUUCAGUACUGUAAUCCAUACAUUCGGCCGAUCGAGAACCAGAUUCUAGCGGUCGAUCCACGAAAGCUGGAUAGGAUACAUCCUCGAAUCGUCGAAAUGAUGGGUUACAAACACAUGGAACCAUUUAUGGGAUAUGCGGAUGGCCUGGGACCUCGUCGAGCCGCGACGAGGAUGGUUCGAUGGCUUCAGCAGGAAGUGGAUGACAAUCCUCCUACCUUUGCUCACGAGGCCCGAGAGUCCAAGUUGUAG
Messenger RNA from Rhinocladiella mackenziei CBS 650.93, 555 nucleotides. RefSeq lists its product as uncharacterized. The record is from RefSeq and is a predicted model, not a curated record. The transcript has a single exon. Lineage: Eukaryota; Fungi; Ascomycota; Eurotiomycetes; Chaetothyriales; Herpotrichiellaceae. The coding region runs from base 1 to 555 and encodes 184 amino acids.